CCAUCUUGUGAGGUCAUCAAGGUGCGCCACCAGAUCGGCUGUCAGGGAUUGUUACCAUAUGUAGAGGCGUUUGCACCAUUUGCUAAUUAAAAAAAUACAACCUCCUUAUAAAACACUACAUUUACCAAUGGAGCAAACGGAACAAAGUAUGCCUAACGUUUCAGAAGAAAAGGGCAACCUGUCGGCUUCAAAGAGAAGAGCGGAAAUCAGGAGAAGAAAACUGCUGAUGAAUUCGGAGGAAAGAAUGAAGAGGAUAACGAGCUGUAACAAAGGCGAUGCCGCUGGCCAUGCUUUAAACAGUGAACAGCAUUCAGAGCCCAGAGUUCCAGUGCAGCUUGACAAGCCAGAGUCCCUGACAUCCUCAGGACUUUCUAAAAGGCUUACCGUUUACUCAGAUGAAGAUACCAAAACUGCUGCAGGCCUGACAAACCAUCAAGGACACUUGGAUGAUUUCCAAGGAACUCCCAUUUGUGAUUCUAGAAAUUCUAUGGGUGAUGUCCUGGAUGGCAACAAUGAUAGUCCUGGGGAACUUCGGAUCAGGCCUAGAAGCGAGAUGUCCAUAGAUGGAACCCAGCGCUCUCCUCGUCGUGGUCUGCACCAAUACUUGUCUCGUUUUGAUGAAGCAAUGAAUCUCCGCACCCAGUUGAUUAAUGAAAAGCCUGCCCCAGAGAGCAGUCCCGGGAAUGAAGAGUUAGAUGCAUUUCGUAUUUUCAGACUGAUGGGCAGUGUUAUUCUGGCUGUUGUUGUCAGAAUGUUUGUUUGCAAAUAUUUGUGUAUAUUUGCUCCAUUUUUGACACUUCAGCUAGCAUAUAUGGGUUUGUACAAGUAUUUUCCAAAGGGUGAAAAGAAAAUAAAAACCACAGUGUUGACAGCUGCUCUUCUUCUUUCUGGAAUACCAUCAGAAGUAAUCAACCGCUCUAUGGACACAUACAGUAAAAUGGGCGACGUGUUCACUGACCUCUGUGUAUAUUUUUUCACAUUCAUCAUCACUCAUGAAAUGCUUGUCAUCCUUGGAUCAGAGACCCCAUCAUAAUCCUUCAACACUUGUUUUAAUACUUUAUUUUGCAUUCUCUACAAGUGACUCUUUUUUUUUUCCUGCCUUGAGUUCCCUAAACUCUGUGAUGUCUUACAAAAAUGUCUUGUCAGAAACCAUAGUUUAAACGUGUAAGUUCUAUUUUACUGUGAACUCAGCAUCACUAUUAUAGAGCUGAGGGGUUAUAACAGCAAUCAGUUAUAUUUUUGAUCAACAGGUAAGUACUUACAGGAAGAUGCUUUAUAAAUACAUUACAUUGCAUUAUACAGUAAGUGGUCUGUUUUCAAUUUUUUUUCAUUCUUUAUUCUAUCAUAGUUUUAUUUUUUAUUUUUUAUAAAUUAAAAUCAAAAUAAUUUGUGUUUGAAUCAUAUGUUAAGUGACAGAUGGCCCAUCCAGUUAUAUGAAACAUUAUAGCAAUGCACAGAGAAACAUGAAUUAACUCUGUUGUUUUAUUAUUUCAAUUACAAGUGUCACAUUGCUACUGACACAUCACUCUUAACUAGGCACUUGACCUUUCUGAGGACUUUGUGUACCAUUUGGAAAAUAAUAAUUGCUAAUCUCAUCAUAAAAUCAUUAGAUUAGGAUCUCUCCGACAGUAUUUACACUAGGAUGCUUUGUACUAUUGCAAAAACUUUGGACAUGGAACAUACUGACAAAGGUAUGGGCUUUGUUUGCCCCCUAAUAAUGUUUACAAAUAUGCAAUUUACAUGAACAAAAUACCUGAAUCGAAAGAAAGUCUGGAGUUAAAAAUGUUGGUGAAGUUACCAAUUGUUAUUAAGACUGAAAAUCUAGUUUCCGUUAAAACAUAGCAUAAGCUUUAAACCUUUCCACAAACAUUGCAACGUACUGCUGCUACACUGUUAUAUUCAGGGUCAGUUUCACUUUAAAACUAUUUGGUCCAUCACACUACAGUUGGUUACCUAAUAGCUGAGGCUGUUCAACAUUUAAGGCAACCCGUUUAAUUUCAUCACCUUCAAAGUGGGCCAAAUAAAGAUUGAUUCUGAAAGGUGGCUCAAGGAAGCAUAAAACUGAUAUAAAACAUGGAACUUUCUGAUAAUGAAAAUUAAGUUGAAAUAUAGUGGUUUAAGUAAUACACAUUUAAAGGAUUACAUACAUAAUGACUAAUUAAGUGUAUCCAGCUUCUGCUGUUUCUGGUGUAAGCCUGAAAAUGUUUGUUACAUAAUGCUUCUUGACUUUAUAUACAUAUAUACACAU
This is a messenger RNA of Erpetoichthys calabaricus (reedfish), 2248 nucleotides long. RefSeq names its product calcium modulating ligand (gene camlg). Gene Ontology annotation, cellular component: GET complex. NCBI's taxonomy places the organism in Eukaryota, Metazoa, Chordata, Cladistia, Polypteriformes, Polypteridae. The record is from RefSeq and is a predicted model, not a curated record. Bases 128 to 1033 code for a protein of 301 amino acids. The transcript has 4 exons. Gene Ontology annotation, biological process: tail-anchored membrane protein insertion into ER membrane.